Lithohypha guttulata is the source of this 1473-nucleotide messenger RNA. RefSeq lists its product as uncharacterized. Gene Ontology annotation, molecular function: metal ion binding; ATP binding. The record is from RefSeq and is a predicted model, not a curated record. NCBI's taxonomy places the organism in Eukaryota, Fungi, Ascomycota, Eurotiomycetes, Chaetothyriales, Trichomeriaceae. Bases 1 to 1473 code for a protein of 490 amino acids. The transcript has 3 exons.
AUGACCACUACUAAUUCUAACGGAGACAUCCAAGCUUUUCCGCCGGUAGUAUUGGGAACGACGCUAUACGACUUACUUCGUGCUGAACAGAUCCAUGGCGAGGAGGCACUUGAGUCUUUGUGCCUGCUCAAGCCUAAUUCAGACCCACAAUAUGGAACGAGUGUACCAUUGUCGAACAAGUACAUCAUUCAUUCGGCGCAAGUCGAUUCCGAGGAAGACCUAGCUCCUCUUCAGCUCGAGAACUGCAGUCAUUUGUUGAUGUUCUUCGCCGGUCCGCUCAAUGUAAUUUUUCUGGCAGCUGAGGGGGGAGAUGAUACAGCUAGUCUAUCAAGGGAGAGUGUGGAUCGUAACGCCCGCAGAAGCUUCGGAGUCAUUCAGCAGACUCAGCGACCAAAUAUCUACACUUAUGCGAAUAUCGAAGACUUUGUCGCUAACCAUGAUGGAUCGAAGAUUAGAUGGGGUUUUGCUAUGGAUUUCGCAGAACGAUUACCAUAUCUUUUCCAUCCAGAACUCGUAUACGAGCUGAACAGCAAACGAUGGCUGGCAGAGUGUGAUCUGAAAAGCGCCAAUGACCGUAUACUCGACUGCGAGAUUGACUGCAAGCACCAUCAGCACAGAACGACAGAUCACAAACAGAGAUGGUAUCACAAUCAGAGUUGCGAGACUUGUACAGCUGGGGUGCGAGACGAGGUCCAGCGUGUAGUCGGCAUUUUGAAGACCAGGAAACUACCCUUCGUGUUGAAGUUGACUCAGAGCCUCAGCUCAGUCGGAACUAUCAUCGUGAAGAGUGAGGAAGAACGCAGUGACGCAAUGGAGCAGAUCUCGCAAUAUCUGGCAGACUAUCUCCCUCGGAUUACCAAGCAGAAUGUGCAUCUGAACACUACUGCCCUUAUACUGUCAGAUUUUCUUCCUGGUGAAACCAUGGCUCUUAACUUUUUCGUUCGCCGAGAUGGUACUUCGAUCUUCUUGGGUGCAUGUCAUCAGCUGGCGACAGGCGAUAGCGGUAGGCAAGCCACUGCUAUCACCUAUGCCGAUCAAGAGAAGUUGGAGAAGAAAUUCAGGGACAUGCUUGCGAGAAUUGGUAAAGUCUUGAAGGACGAAGGAUACUAUGUUAAGCUAACCAGGUCGAAGGGUGCUUGCGGAGCUGAUAUAAUGGAGACUGAGAAUGGCACCCAAAAUGUAAUCGACCUCAAUGUCAGAACGCCACUUAGUUUGGUGCUAUACCUGUUGGGUGACCAUUUCCAGCAAAGAGGAUUGGGUAUGUCUCUGGUCUAUGAAUGUGUCAUGUUAAGCAUUUCGAGAAACGAGCUGGAAAAGCGAUUUGUAAAAGAACUCCACGAAGCAAGAAUCGUUCUGCUUGGAGGCACGAAGCUGGGAGGUAAGGACAGGUAUGGCUACGGCAUGGUAUUGGCAGGGGAAGACAGGGAUGCUAUCGAUGAGCUCAGCGACCGAAUCCUCAAAUUCGAAUUGUGA